AUGCCCGUCCUGAACCCGUUCCUACGCGCGCUCUUCCAGAGUAGUGUGCUAGGACAUGCUUUACCCGCCCAGAAUUAUGUCCUCCUGGUGCCCACCACCGAAUCCCUCCUGUACGGACAAGACCGCGAGACUGGCAAACGCUACGCCGACCAGUGUGAAGAUGAGGACUUCUUGGGGAGCCAUAUCCUCCGUAUCAUUCCCAAUUCCAUCGCGGUAAAAGACGGGAGUGUUCGGGAGAGCAGAGGGAAGGCAAAGACUUACUCGACCGUCAAUAGCAGGACCGUGAUCCUAAAAGAGAAUGUCAUCUACAGUAACAAAGGAUUUAAGCAGCUCACUCAGGCUUCGCUGCUUACCGACCUGCUGUACUACUCCCCCGGUCCGGAAACUCAGCAAUGGCUUGUCUACUAUAUUACCAAACCGUUGACUGGCAUGUUCGAAGCCUUGCCUAUCAAACCGGCCCUCAUAGGGGAAAGCCAGAACUCGUCGACAACAAUGACCCGUACUGCCUCGAUAGCCAGUUCUUCAGAGCCUCCAACUCCGAAGAAGAAAGAUAUCAAGUCGUUUAAUGAGCUCUUGAAUAGCUUUCCGAUGAUCGCCCGGCAAAUGCAGCCCGGCCUAGAGAGGCUCUUCAACGAAUUUGGGAAGGAGUUGGGUAGACCAUUACCGCCGCCCCCUUCGCGAAGUCCGACUCUAGGAUCGUUGGACGGAACAACUCAAGCCUCAGAAACCGCCUCCAUCAAGUCAAACGGGUCAGUAAAAUUGCCGUUCAAUUCAGCGGCGUAUUUCGAAGAUGAAGAGGACCUCAUGCGAAGAGCGCUCGAAACCGCAGUGACUGCAGCUAUUGAUCUAUUCCAAGGCGUGGACAAGCAACAACUAUCUUACUUGGGGGCAACGACCGAUUUGACAGGGCCUGACGUUGAGAAAUUGAUCGAACGUUAUGUUGCUGAAACAGUCCAUGACUCGCUACUAUUUCCUCGUCUCUGUUCAUUCCACAGAACACCGGACCAAGAGCUUGAUAAAAGAAUCCGCCAAAUGGACUGCCUAGAUGUAUCUCAGGUUGGAAUUGCCAUUGAAGAUGGAAGAAAGGGCAAGAAGGACUUAAUUUCCAGAAUCAAUCGAGGGGUGACAGUUUUUCGAAAAAUGGGAGUAGCUGGAAGUCCACAAGAAAUGUUGGAUGUCUUGCUCGAAACUCAAAAGGUCGUUUCAGAACCACAAGACGUUGGCGAUGAGGAAAAGCGGGCAGUCGCAGCAUUGACUAUCAAUGCCGACAUCCUUGUAUCUCUCUUGCUCUUGGUUGUCAUUCGGUCCUCAGUAAGACACCUUCAGGCCAGGUUAUCCUACAUGCAGAGGUUCAUCUACAUCGACGAUGUCGAAAGCGGCGAGAUCGGCUAUUCACUGAGCACUCUUGAAGCAGUUCUGACAUACCUGGCACGCGAUGCUGGAGGUUUACGCAGAGCAUCCAAGCAGAACAAUCUUCUCUGGAAAGCCGUCAAAGCAGGAUCGGUGGAUGAAAUCAAAGCUAUUUUCGAAGAAUCUGCAAUCAUCGCUGAUGAGCUUGUUGAAGAGCCUUGUGAAGUUCCUCUUUCUCGGAUCGCCACCUCGUCAACACAUACAUCUGAACAUGCAGACAGACCCUCUCUAUCACGCAACCCGUCCCAUGAAGGUGGGCUCUCUCACGUCUUUCCCUUCCAAACGGCUCAGAAGAAGACAUCCAUUCCAAAGCAGAAAAAGAGAGUUCAGCUGGCUGCUAGAAGCAUGUCAAUAUCUUCGGCAUUCUCGCUAUUGUCAAGAGCUACGACGAUUGACACGACAAUAAGUGGCAUUGAGGGCGAUACCUCUGUCUCCAGUCUAGCACAGACACAAGAUUCAAUUGGUAACUCAGUGCUUAUGAUGGCAGUGGAAAAUCAGCAGCCACAGUCACUCAGAUACCUCCUUUGCUUGUCUGAGCAUUACGGCCCUGAGCAAGUCUUGGCAGAUUGCACGCAGGAAGGAGCAACGCUCCUAAGUGCUGCAGUUCAGCUUGCCAAUGUUGAACUCAUUGAUAUCAUAUUAGAAUACGCAGAACAAAACACAGGGGAAGAGAAAUUCCGAGAAUACAUCGCAGUCAAAGAUUCUCGAGGCCGCAGCACUGGCCAUUACCUGUUCAAUACUCCUCAACUGAUAAAGAGACUUGCGAGCAUCAUCCCUUGGCGUCAAAGGGACAAGAUUGGGCACACGCCUUUGUUCGCUAUAUGUCGUACCUAUGACCACCCAGAGUACAGUACGAUGGUAUCUGAAGCUUUGAUUGCUGCAAAAGAUUCUCAAGGCGAUGACCUACCCCUUCGUGUUGAGGACCAUGUGGACAAUAAGGGCAACUCCUUACUUCACAUUGUAAACGAUGCCUCAAUCAUGCAGCACAUUCUUCAAACUUGUGAUGUUGAUCCAAAUUCAAUGAACGACAGGAAGUUCACACCCCUGAUGCUCGCUUCGAAAUACGGUCGCGUGGAUAUGGUCCGCAUCUUCCUUGGUGAUCCGAGAAUAGACACGUAUCUUCGAGAGUCCCGAGGUUUGACUGCCGUGGAGUUGGCAAAGGACGAUGAAGUACGCAAUAGAGUUGACGACUUGACUCUGUUCUCGCCCUCAAAUAGCCCGGAUAUGACUGGAAGGAUUACGGCCAUUGUGAGAUCGUUCUUCGUCGAAGAUGGCUCGGCCAGAUUUAUCCUCAAAUCAGGUGCACCAAAUCCUUCAGUGUCAAACACAACGUACACUAUCACCACGAGCCGACGUGCAUUACAAGAUUUCGAGAACCUCGCCAAAUGGCUUUCGAUGGAUCACCCAGUAUCGUACAUGCCAACAAUGGUGGCCAACAACUUUCGAAGCCCAUUCCAGCUACAUUCUCGUCCUUCUAGGUCUGUACUAUAUGACGCACAAACCCACCUAGACCGAUUCUUGAGGAUCUUGAUGAAACAUCCUACCUUCUCUACACAUGAGAUGUUGUGGGAGUUCUUCUUGGUUCCAGAUAUGCUCCAAGAACAAAUGGCAGAGCGGGCCAAAUUGAAGGCCGAGCUGCUUCAAGAGAAGAUUGCGGACGAUUAUGACCCGUUGACAACAAAAUCUGACAUGAACGCUGUGGAUUCGCUGAUAUCUCACUCUCGAGACAUUGUUAGAAAGGUGAACAAUUACACGAGAGCGAUCAUUAGAAAGGGACACAUCUACACGCAAGCUCAUGCCGAUUUUUCAGAGUCUCUCAGCCUGUGUGCAGUGUCGUUUGCCACUCUAGGAUCACCAUCGAACACCUUGUCAAAACUGCACGUUGACACGUUUAUUCGAUUUGCGAGCUUGAUGCAUUCAGAGAUAGCAUCUUCGCCAUUAGCAGUCUUCAUCAUGAGUUUAACCUCGUUCCACUCGACAAUAGCAGCAGUCCAAACGGCACUCCUACGUCCAAAUACCUUGAUUUCGCAAAUAUUAUCCGGCCAAAAAGCAUUGGAUAAGCUCAAGUCGAAUCUGUACAGCAACUCGCUACCCAAGAAAGGCAUUAUGAACAUUAAUUUUCCUGGUUCUGAAGAAAGCCGGGCUAAAUCCAUGAAAGAGACCGAGAAAAAGAUCCUGCAAGGACAAGCAGACAUUGAGCGCUUGGGCAAGGAACUAAGGUAUACACAAGAAGUUGUGGUUGGAGAGCUAGCCGGCUGGACAUCAUGGCGGGAGCAAUGGGAAAACGAAGAAAUCAAGCGUUUGGCCAGAAAUAUUGUGGUCAAAGAAAGGGAACGACUGAAGUGCAUGCAAAGAGCAUUGCGGGUGCUACGAGAUGGCUAG
Messenger RNA from Exophiala aquamarina CBS 119918, 3792 nucleotides. RefSeq lists its product as uncharacterized. Gene Ontology annotation, biological process: early endosome to late endosome transport. Gene Ontology annotation, cellular component: plasma membrane; tubular endosome; late endosome. Bases 1 to 3792 code for a protein of 1263 amino acids. The record is from RefSeq and is a predicted model, not a curated record. Lineage: Eukaryota; Fungi; Ascomycota; Eurotiomycetes; Chaetothyriales; Herpotrichiellaceae. The transcript has a single exon. Gene Ontology annotation, molecular function: SNARE binding; guanyl-nucleotide exchange factor activity; phosphatidylinositol binding.